Molecule: messenger RNA, 1398 nt
Organism: Corythoichthys intestinalis (scribbled pipefish)
Lineage: Eukaryota; Metazoa; Chordata; Actinopteri; Syngnathiformes; Syngnathidae
Gene: mcur1
Product: mitochondrial calcium uniporter regulator 1
Exons: 9
Coding region: 11-976 (321 amino acids)
Biological process (GO): calcium import into the mitochondrion; positive regulation of mitochondrial calcium ion concentration
Cellular component (GO): mitochondrion; mitochondrial inner membrane
Source: RefSeq, a predicted model, not a curated record
ACAUGUGCAAAUGUUUCCCACUAUUUCAAAAGCGGAAGUGUCCAAACUUUCCGAGCAGUUUUACUAUCACGCCUUUACAAUGGUGUUGAAACAUUCUCACACGCAACUCAAAGUUUUUGCUCGUCGCCAAUAUGAAAAUCGAUUCCUCGUCGCUCAAGAAACAGGCGGAGCGCGCCAUAGUAAACGCCUGUUCUACAACUAUUCACCUAACGAGCUUAGCUGGACACAUUACAAAUCCUCAGCAAGUUUCGUGAGUUCUUCAUCUGACAUUGCCAGAGCGAAGCGACAAGCUGGCCUCAGACACAUACACCUGUCCGGAAGAGAUAAGAGUUCUUUGAGUCCGACCCAGCAGGACGUGCAACCUGACAUUCCUAAAGUACGCAAGCUGUUCUUUGACACUCAUGCGGUGGUUCGGCUCCUUGAAGAAAAUGGCUUCACGACUCACCAAGCUGAAGCAUUGGUUAAAGUGCUCUUGAAGAUGACAAACUCCAACAUGGACACCAUUUAUAGUGACAUGGUAACCAAAGUACAGCAGGAGAUUAUGAUGCAACGUGUAAUGUCUCAAAUAGCAGCCUUAAAGAAGGACAUGAUCAUUCUGGAGAAAAGCGAGUUUUCAACGUUACUGGCAGAGAAUGAGAAAUUGAAGAUCCAACUAUUGCAGUUGAAAGUGCAGCUAUCUGAUGUGAUGAACAAAAUACGCUCAGACACCUUUUUAGACAUGAAUUUAGAGAAGAGCCGUGUGAAAGAACUGAAAGCAGACCAUGAAAGGAAGCUUUUGGAAACACGGAGUGAAAUUCUGGAAAUGACUGCCGAGCAAGACCGUCAUCUGACUCAGACUAACAUGAAAAUCGACACAGAAGUGGCAGGUUUGAAAACCAUGCUAGAGUCUCAUAAAUUGGACUCUAUAAAAUACCUCGCAGGUUCAAUUUUCACUUGUCUGACCGUGGUUUUGGGCUUUUAUCGAAUCUGGAUGUAAAGAGCUCUUUGACGGUGUGAUGUAACUAUUCAUUGGAGAGAUAUGUAUCUCUUGUCAUCAUUGACCAUAUCUUGAUGGACUCCAAGUCAGGCACAAUUCAUGGACUAAAGCAUAUUUCUCACUGUAAUGUUUGUUGGCAUUGGCCUGAGCACCCCGCCGCUGCUAUUGUAGGAAGGGUGUCUGUAUGCUAAAUCUAUUUUUCCGACUACUGUGGUGAUAAGAGCCGAACCUGUGGAUGGAUGAAUGCUCGUCAGCGUUGCACCCCUCAAAAAACGGCUGAAGUUGAAAAAUUUACAGUCUUUUAAUUUUCUAUUCUGCAUCAACGAAUUUUCACACACACUUAUAUUUAUAUUAUAAUGCCUAUUGUUUAUUUAAUUGUCAUUUGUGUCACAUUUGUGUAAUAAAUUGAGUUUUUAAUUCUC